CCCCGCCCGCAAGUGGGAGUCGCCCGGCAACAGGGCUUCGCUGUGGAGCUGACCCGGGCGCUCUAUGGCAGAAAGAGAAUAUCCUGUAUUAAACUUGUCCCAAAAUCUAAAAGAAGAAUAGUGUGUGAAAUAAUGGCAACCGGAGACUUAAAAGGAAGUUUACGCAAGCUAGAACAAGGACUUCGCUUGUUAAACUAUCCUAGAGAUGUGGAUUACACAGGCAGUUUUGUAAAGGGUGAUCCAGCUGCGUUUUUACCCAUCAUCAGUUAUUCCUUCACGUCCUUCUCAACUUACAUAGCAGAACUUUUGGUGGAAUCUGAUGUAGAGCUCACGGCUAAAAGCGAUUUGCGUUUUAUUGAAGCUAUCUAUAAGCUACUUCGAGAUCAGUUUCAAUACAAACCAGUUUUAACAAAACAGCAGUUUCUCCAGUGUGGCUUUGCAGAAAGGAAAAUACAGAUUGUUUGUGACGUUAUCAGUGUUGUGAUGAAAAAGCAUAAGGAAUUAAGUAAUAUGAAUAAGGCUAAAUCUCAAACAAGAAAAAAAAACAGGUCUUUAAAAUCUGAGUCACAGGCAAAUUGUGAGAAACUUCUUGCUGACCCUGUUAUUUGCAGGACUGUGAUUUCUCAGCAGAAACCUCAAGUGGAACAUCACCCAGAUAGUGAAGUUAAUGUGCAUGGCUAUAAUACAGCCAUUCCAGUAGAAGAAGAUAGUGAAGAAGAAUCCUGUGUAGCUGAUGAUGUUUUAGAAGUUGUGUGUGAACAAGCCACAGAAGAUAAUAGUCAAAUCGAGCUGCUAAAGAGCCAGCUUGCUGAUUGCCAAGAAAAACUUCAUAAGCUAAAUUGGAUGGAAGAUAAACUACAUGUUUUAGAAGAGAGACUGAAAGGGAAGGUGAUUAUAGAUGAGAAGGACUGGAAUAGUCUCCUGAGCCGGGUCUUGCUUCUCGAAACAGAACUGUUAUUGCAGUCAAAAAAGAGUGACUUAUCUACAGAAUUUAACAAUAUGAGUGAAGACCAUACCUCUAGUAGGAAUAUGACUCCAAUUUCUCCUGAUAUUGAGAGGAAGGAGGAGAUGCCAGAGUGUCUUCAUCAGUCGUCUGGAUACAGUUCACUAUUAUCCACAGACCCAUCUCCUAAAGCCGUAACCAUUAAUUAUCAUGGUUUGACAGAGAUUUCAAAGGAGACAACAAGACAAAGAAUGGAAAGGAUAAGUAAAAUGAUUGAAGAAACUUCAGAAUUGCUGAAAAAUUCAAAGUAACACAUCGUAGACAAUUUUCUGUCUAGACUUCUGGAUCUCAAAACUAUUAUGUAAAUUUGUACAAUUUUAAAGUUAUUUUGAAUAUAUUAUCAGUUUUAAGGACUAUAAUUGUUUUAAAAUUGUU
Emys orbicularis (European pond turtle) is the source of this 1378-nucleotide messenger RNA. It is a transcript of the gene CEP44, whose product is annotated as centrosomal protein 44. The record is from RefSeq and is a predicted model, not a curated record. The transcript is spliced from 11 exons. Gene Ontology annotation, cellular component: spindle pole; centrosome. Bases 133 to 1254 code for a protein of 373 amino acids. NCBI's taxonomy places the organism in Eukaryota, Metazoa, Chordata, Testudines, Emydidae.